Tarenaya hassleriana is the source of this 1135-nucleotide messenger RNA. Its product is annotated as auxin-responsive protein SAUR21-like. Lineage: Eukaryota; Viridiplantae; Streptophyta; Magnoliopsida; Brassicales; Cleomaceae. The record is from RefSeq and is a predicted model, not a curated record. The transcript has 2 exons. Bases 77 to 328 code for a protein of 83 amino acids. Gene Ontology annotation, biological process: response to auxin.
UUAGCAUCAACAAAAACAAGAAAAUUUAAAGUUCUUUUUUUUUUCUCCCUCGAACUAUAUUCAGAAGACAAUAGAAAUGGCAUUGGUGAGAGGUCUAAUGGGUGGGAAGAAGAUCCUAAACAGAGUACCAAAGGGACACAUUGCAGUGUACGUCGGCGAGGGAGAGAAGACGAGAUAUUUGGUGCCUCUUUCGUACUUGGAUCACCCUUCCUUUCAACAACUGCUUCGUAGAUCUGAAGAGGAGUUUGGUUUCAGCCAUCCGAUGGGCAGACUGACAAUCCCCUGUCCCCAACAUGUUUUCGUCGCCCUAACUUCUCAGCUCCAUUGAAGAUGUUUUCUUAAGAAAACACAAAUAUUUUUGUCUCAUUGCUGUGAAUACACAAACAGUUUUUUCCUCUUUCUUAUUGAUAGAAAAAGUGUACGUAAAACGUUCUUGGAUAAGUUAGUAUUGUUUCCAUGCAUAUAGAUGUGCAUAUCUGCCCAAAUAUAAUCAAAUAGAGACUGGAUUCUCAAUGAUUUUCGAUAGAAUGAGAGUAAAAUCUGUCGCAAAUAAAAUUGUUAUAUCGAGACCAAAGAUGUUAUUACUAAACAUAAUUAUUUCAAUAUCUUUAUCAAUAACAGAGACAUAGAUCCUCUUGCAAACUUCUACCUCCGCGAAAUAUAAAAACCCAAAAACUCCUACAUUCUACUUUGAUGCAGGAGGAGCCGCCACAGCCUUGGAACAACUACUUUUGAGAAGGGGAACAAACGGAUUUAAAGGAAAAAUGGAUGCAAGCAUCCCGGAAUGUUGAACAACGUCGACCCGCAUUUUGUCAAAUCCGGAAAACCGGGUAAACCGGGCGGGAAAAGUCCAGGGAAACCGGGAACGCCGGGCGGGAAGAGUUCAGGUAAACCGGGAAGUUGCUGCGGUUGUUGCCCUUCCGCCGCUAGGCUUUGUUUCGCGCAAUCAGUGAUGCACAAACUGACAACUAGCAACGUUGAAAAGAUCACCCUCCAUUUGCUCUCCAUUGUGCAGAUAAUAAUAUAACAAGAAACAAAUACGGUUCUCGAUGGUAUGUGAAACCAGAAACAAACAUAUGAAAUUUAUAGGGUUAAAAAAGCUACCGGUUUUUAUUUUACAGUCAAUGCUUAUUAA